CAUGCGACCCAUAACAUUCCUCGUGCAGCAUUACGUCAGAUAGAGGCAGCUUCUAAACAGUACGAACGACUCCGAGGACUUAAACAGGUUCCGGUGAGGAUCGCUGAGGGUAAAUAGAAGCCAGAAGUGGUGGUGCAGAUAAGCUGUCAUCACUGAAGGGAGAAGAUGAAGCUCAAUCCAUUAUCUGUGCUGUGUCUGUCACUGCUUUUGCUUAAUACUGAUUUAUCACUGGCCAAGAGAGGAGGAGGAGGCUUUGGGAAAGGCUUGGGCUCCAAAAAGACUUCCACAACCUACCGCGGUAGCAGCCAUAAUAAUAAAGGAAAAACUAAUCAAGGAUCCAGUUCUCAAGGUGGAUACCCAAGACAACCUGGACAAACUGGUCAAGGCAAUUACCCCAGGCAGCCGGGUGCAGGAGGUUACCCUCAGCAGCAUCCAGGUUCCCCAUAUGGUGGAGGUUAUGGUGGGCAAGGUGGCUAUGGUGGACAAGGUGGUUAUGGAGGUUAUGGUGGUUAUGGUGGUUAUGGAGGUUAUGGUGGGAGAGGUGGUUAUGGAGGUUAUGGUGGACAAGGUGGUUAUGGAGGUUAUGGAGGCAGUUACAUCAACAGGAACCCAAACAACCAAAUCCUGAGUCCUCAGUAUGGUGGCAGCUUUGGUUAUGGGGGUUACGGCGCUGGAUAUGGCUCUCCCUUCUCCCAACAUGUAAAGUCGAUGGGCUUUGGUCCCUCUGAUAAAUCCAGAGGGUUUGGACGCACUGCAGUAAUGGCGGCAGCUGGAGGGGCUGUGGCAGGAAUGGCUGUGGGCUACGGGAUAGGGAGGUUCCCCCGUCCUCACUUCCCCCUCCGCAACCCGCAGGAGGAAUAUUACUACAACCACUACAUGUACCGGAGGUAUGGCACCCGGUCUACUGAUACUAAUGACUACAGCAGAGACUAUAAAUACGAUCCACCCCCUCAGACCUAUGAUCAGCACAUGGACAACUGUAUGAAGAGAACAGACCUUCUGCGUGGAGAGAGUCAAAAGCCAAACAGCAAGCCAGCUGUUGCUACCAUGACUAAAACUACUACGACCGCUGUUACCACUUCAGCUUCAGAUACUAACAGCAACACAACAGAGACUAACAGCAGUGCUGCAGGAAACACCUUGAGCUCUGCACCUUCAACUCCUCACCCUCUAAAUCAGCCUGAAGUCGGUCCUGUGGCACCAGCUUCACCGGCUCUGAGCAGUGCUGAAGAUGAUGACACGGUCAGCAUUGUGGAGAUCGGCUACCCAGCGCUGAUUGAGCAGCUGAAGGCCAGGAAAUGCUUGGAGCUGUACAUGGUUGAGUCUGAAAGGUACUUGAAGAAACAGACUGGAGGGGUACAAGGACUGGAGAUGGGCUUGCGUGGGCUUUUAGCUGUGGUCACUAGUACUAUAUUGAUGCUGCUCAAUAGCAACAUGUUAACGCUGCUGUACUGAGGCCUUCAUACACUGGGGAAGUGAUAGAGAAUGUAUUAAAAGUAAGUGGAUGGUAAAUAAUUAGUAAUGGAUGAACCUCUCACCUCUUUAUCAUUUUUGAAGGCACUGAUUCAUCAUGAGUGUGUAUGAUUGGCAAGACACGGCUGGCAGACAUAAUGGGUUGCAAUGUAAUUACUGGAGGAAAGCAAAGAAAAGGGUCCAUUAACUGUACACUAAUACUCAAAGUUUUGAUACGGCUUUAAAAUCUGGCCCAUGAAAAUCUAUUUAGAAUUACAUGUUCUGUAGCCAUAGCUUUAGAAAUCAGAGUGGCACUGCCAGUGACUCAUCUUCUCGUGUGUAAUUUCCCGUCUGUUUCAGAAAAAAAUGUUGUUUUUUUUUUUUAUUUUUUUUAUUGUUUAUUUAUUUAUUGAAGGAGCUGGCGAGGUCUUUGUCUUUUUUUUUACCUUAGUGGAAAAAGCAUUUAAGAGGGUUGGCCUGCACCUGUGGGGCUGCCACGGGCUCUGCCAAAGAUGAUCUGUGUAAAUAAACUACUUUAAAAUAAUGCAGGUAUGCUUUAACUGUGAUAUGACUGUAUUAACUGCAAAGAGGGUACAAAGAGUCGGAAAACACCAAGUAGCCAUCUGAAAUGAUCAAUUAAUAUCUGGCUUUUACUUGUCUAGUAAUAACUUAGUCUACUAAUACCACUAUCAAUGGUUCAGGCUUUAGUCAGAGAUUUUACACUAUAAGCAUGACUGAGUAUUUGUAAUGGAAUCAUAUCUAGUCCCAUCUUGACAGCUUAAUACAUAUGUGGGCUUUUAUAGUAUGCGGUGCGUUGAAAAACUCAAACCAAAAAAGGCCAAUUAUUAUUAUUUGUUGGUGCUUAUUUUAUUUGGAUAAACUGUCAGACAAUAGCAUGUUGUUGUCCCAGCAAUCCUUAAAUCCUUUUCUUGCAGUUUUUUCUUUUUCUAAAACAUUCUGACAUUUGUUUGACAUUUUUGUAAGUGUUCCGUCUUUGCUUCGUAGAGUAGGUCGUUUAUUUUCAGAUAUGCUUUUUUAAAAUAAUAUACUCGCCUCCUUGUUUCCUUCUAUCCAGUGUUUUGCCUUUCUCUCCACUCUUGUGAUUUCAGAAGUGCUCUUAAAGUAUAACACCCCGUAUGUACCUGUUCUGAUCUCUAAACCCUACUGAAUGUUAUCUUGUAUUAUCAGCUGUGUUUAUGGUACACCGCAUACAUUUGUACAAGAAUGUUCUUUGUCAUAGAAGCUGAUGACUGAAAAAAAGCAAAUUAAAAGUACUCUUUGGAGUUUUUAUUACACACAAACAUGAUUAUCAUGUCCAAAUCAUUUGAUAUGGUCAUUUGAAAUGACACACCCAGAAAAACUCCACAGUGUACCUUUAAUAAGUCGCUGUAUGUAGUCUGUGUUAUUUUGUGUCUGGCUUUGAAUGUAUUUGAAAAUGCACAUAUGUCAAUAAUCCUCUAUCCUUGAAACUAUAUAUAAAUCCUAAAUAUGACCCAUAAGAGCGUUUUAUAAAAUUGGCCCCUGUAGUUAGAGCAGGAAAUUUAGAUCGUUUAAGCUUCUGCUGCUUGGGUUUUGUCACCAAGACAGGUUAGUUUUAGGGAAACAUCAAAAGGUCAUCAGUAUUAAAACAAAUAAAUAUGUGGUUAAUGUUGUGGAACGGUCAUAGUUAAAAGUAACAUUGAUGCUGAUUUAAAAUGGGAAAUGAUCAGUGAUCUCUUGUUCUAAAGUCCAAUGUUUUGUUAACCCACCCAUCCACCCUGACCACCUCCCUAUGCAAAAGAUCAGAAUUGCUGUGGCCACUAGAGGCACAAUCCCAGUGAAAUGUAACUAUGGGUCGUUAAAAGCUGUUUGCACAAAUGACCUACGCUGUUGUUUCCUAUGCUGGGACAUAUUACGUACUAACCUGCUGAAUGUUCUGCUGAAUACUGAGGGUUUACUUGCACUUUCUGCUUGUCAAAUAAACUUUACUAACUUGAA
Molecule: messenger RNA, 3429 nt
Organism: Amphiprion ocellaris (clown anemonefish)
Lineage: Eukaryota; Metazoa; Chordata; Actinopteri; Pomacentridae
Exons: 2
Coding region: 166-1455 (429 amino acids)
Biological process (GO): protein homooligomerization
Cellular component (GO): membrane
Source: RefSeq, a predicted model, not a curated record